Molecule: messenger RNA, 1738 nt
Organism: Dromaius novaehollandiae (emu)
Lineage: Eukaryota; Metazoa; Chordata; Aves; Casuariiformes; Dromaiidae
Gene: NANP
Product: N-acetylneuraminic acid phosphatase
Exons: 2
Coding region: 117-902 (261 amino acids)
Biological process (GO): dephosphorylation; N-acetylneuraminate biosynthetic process
Molecular function (GO): N-acylneuraminate-9-phosphatase activity
Source: RefSeq, a predicted model, not a curated record
GGCGGGGAGGGGGCGGAGCUCGCCGCCGCCGCCGCUGCGCUGGCCCGGGCGCUCUCGCGGUGUUUGGGCGCGCCCUCGCCGGCGCGGCCGUUAGCGCGGGGCGGGCGGGCGGCGCCAUGGGGCUACAGGGCGUCAAGGCCGUCUUCUUCGACCUGGACAACACGCUGGUCGACACGGCGGCGGCGGGCCGGCGCGCCAUCGAGGAGGUUGUUAAUGCCCUGCGGUCAAAGCAUCGCUGUGGCGAGGAAGAAGCCCGUGUCAUUUGCGAUAAGGUGCGGGCGAAACUUCUCAAGGAGUGUCACGAUCCCGCUAAAAUGUGCAUCACUGACCUGAGGAUCUCGCACUGGGAGGAAGCUAUACAGGAAACGAUGGGGGGGCAGGCGAACCGCAGUCUGGCCGCCGAAUGCUAUUUCCUGUGGAAGACGACCCGCCUGCAGCAUCUCACCUUGGCGGAGGACACGCGAGGCAUGCUCACGGAGCUGCGGAAAGUGGUCCGCUUGCUGCUCUUGACUAACGGAGACAAGCAAACCCAGAGGGAGAAGAUCGAAGCGUGUGCCUGCCAGCCAUACUUUGAUGCUAUUGUUGUGGGAGGAGAACAGAAAGAGGAGAAACCGGCACCAUCUAUAUUUCAUUACUGUUGCAAUCUUCUGGGGGUGCAGCCUGCAGAGUGUAUUAUGGUUGGCGACUCUCUAGACACAGAUAUUCAAGGAGGCCUGAAUGCAGGCUUGAAAGCAACUGUCUGGUUAAACAAAAAAAUGACGACCCCCUUAGAUACCUCCCCAGUACCUCAUUAUGUUAUAUCUUCUGUUCUCGAUCUUCCAGCGCUUUUACAGAAGAUGGACCACAAAAUUAAUACUAACUUAGAAACCGACCAUAUGGUUAGCAGUAAUGAGGUACAUUGACAGUUCCAGCAUACAAUCUGAGAAAUGCAAAGCUGCUAGGUGACUCACACUCUUGUUAAAAAUCUGACCCUAGGAUUUUAAACUCAUGUACGGUAUGCUUUCUCAAACAGCGGAUGGAUGAAUAAGAGCACAAUUGUCAAUGAAGCUGGAUAGAAACAAAGAAUGAGAUUAAUUUAAAUGAUGCAAGUGCAGUUAAUUUAAAAUAGCUCUGUGUCUGGAAAUUAUUUUGACAGACUGUGUCUAAAGCAUAUCUGUCUCUGACCUGAGUUGCCACUCUCUUCUUUUUAUACUGGAAAAGCAAAGUUGAAUGUUGUGAUCUUUUAUGUGCUUUAACUUGUAAGUUUAGCUGAAAACUCAGUUCAAAGCUUGUUUGCAGUGUAUAAAACAGCAGAAAGUGAGAGAGUGUGGUACAAAAUCUAGUAAAUCUUCACAAUUGAAUCUGCAGUUUAUCUCAAGAAUUGAAGAAUUUUGCUAUUUACAAAAAGUAUCAGAAUUUAUUGUGUAUCAGACCAUUAGAAAAUGCUUACUUUUGAUCUUUUUUCAAGUUUAAAUUCAUAUUUAGAACUUUGACUUUGCAGUGGCUUUUCUUUUAUUGAGUUGGUACCUCUUGUCAAAAAUACUUAAAUGUACAUAAAAAUUUGCAUCUGUAUAGGGGACCAUUUAUCAGAGGAACUUGAUGGAUAAGGUUUUGUUCUGUAUUGUCUUGGUGCUUAUGCAGAUAUGCAGUAUACUUGUUAUUCAGAUUAUGAUUUUUGUUGCAAUUGGUAUGCCAGGGGUAUUUUCAGUGAUCUUACUGUACUGUCAGACUCUUAAAAAGGUAAAACAUUUUGUUCGGA